GAUAAUUUCAAGGGCUUUUUAUAAUAAUCUCAAACUCUAAGAGCUUAUUAAGGUAUCAUUAGUCCUACUCUUACACAAAGGUUAUUUAUUUAGCAAUGUCGCGUAUACCCACCAACGUGUAACAAACCACAUUAACUACUAGUAGUAGCUAGGAAUUAUGAAACUUUAUUAUGGUAAAUAAAUAAAAACAGAAAAGUCACCGGGGGCAAAUUGGUAAAUAGAGAGAGUUUUGCAGGGUCUAUGGGUAAAAUACAAGGGAAAAAAAGCAGGAUGGGGUGCUCUUGAGCUCCGACGAGUGGCAAGUGAAGGUGUGGGAGGAGGAAAGCAAAUGAGAGAAAUACAUAAAUCGACAAAAACAAACCGUCUUCUCAAUAUGACUCGUCAUCUCUGCCUCUGGAUUUAACUCUCUUCUCUUCACGCUGCAGAGAUAAUCUUCUCUCGAACAAAUCUCCAGGUGGUUUUGCAUUUUCCUGCAAACUUAAUUCCCAGACUUCAAUCGAAGAAACUGCUCCCUCUUUUAGUCAAGUUUCGCUUCACUCCCUCAAUAUAAUGCGAUUUCUCAACCGGAAUAUCUGAAUCUCUCGGUGGUUACCUCUGAUUUAGCGUCGGAAACUUGACUCCUACUCGAUCUCUGUCAACAAUGCCGGCCUUGUAGAACUUUGGAUCCAACUCUCUCAUUCCGUCAAUUUCCAUAAACAUCAGCUCUGUCAAGAAGAAUUGAAGAAGAAAAUGUCACAUUCAUGGGAUGGUCUUGGGGAGAUUGCGUCAGUGGCGCAGCUCACUGGUUUAGAUGCCGUCAAGUUGAUUGGGCUCAUUGUUAAAGCUGCCAAUACUGCUUGGAUGCACAAGAAGAAUUGUCGCCAAUUCGCUCAACAUCUCAAACUCAUUGGGAAUUUGCUUGAGCAGCUGAAGAUCUCUGAGAUGAAGAAGUAUCCAGAGACUCGAGAGCCUCUCGAAGGGCUCGAGGAUGCUUUGAGGAGGUCUUACCUUCUGGUCAAUAGCUGUAGGGACCGGAGCUAUCUUUACUUGUUGGCUAUGGGUUGGAACAUUGUUUACCAGUUCAGGAAACAUCAGGAUGAGAUUGAUCGUUUUCUUAAGAUCAUACCUCUCAUCACUUUGGUGGAUAACGCUCGCAUUCGGGAGAGGUUUGAGUAUAUUGACCGUGAUCAGCGUGAGUACACUCUGGAUGAAGAGGAUAGACAUGUGCAAGAUGUUAUUUUGAAACAAGAAUCCACCAGAGAAGCAGCAUCAGUGCUGAAGAAGACUCUCUCUUGCUCAUACCCUAACUUGCGUUUCUGCGAAGCUCUCAAAACAGAAAACGAGAAACUGCAGCUCGAACUUCAGCGUUCGCAGGAGCAUUAUAAUGUGGCUCAGUGUGAAGUCAUUCAGCGUUUAAUUGGUGUUACACAAGCUGCUGCUGCUGUUGAACCUGACUCUGAGAAGGAGCUGACAAAGAAAGCUUCGAAAAAGUCUGAGCGUAGCUCAAGCAUGAAGACAGAAUAUUCGUAUGACGAAGACUCUCCCAAGAAAAGCAGUAGUCGUACAGCUUCGAGAUCCACUUCUAAUGUUUCAUCUGGGCAUGAUCUGCUUUCACGAAGAGCAUCACAGGCACAACACCAUGAAGAAUGGCAUACCGACUUACUAGCUUGUUGCUCGGAACCUUCUCUUUGCUUGAAGACAUUCUUUUUCCCGUGUGGUACUUUGGCAAAGAUUGCCACUGCAGCAUCUAACAGGCACAUCUCUUCGGCUGAAGCAUGUAAUGAGCUAAUGGCGUAUUCUUUGAUACUUUCGUGUUGCUGCUAUACUUGUUGCGUAAGGAGGAAACUCCGGAAGACAUUGAACAUCACGGGAGGGUUCAUUGACGAUUUUCUAUCUCAUUUGAUGUGUUGUUGCUGUGCUCUUGUCCAAGAACUGAGAGAAGUAGAGAUUCGUGGGGCUUAUGGUACGGAGAAGACGAAAAUAAGUCCACCUUCAUCGCAGUUCAUGGAACAUUGAAAUCUUCUAUUACACAAAAGGUGAACAUAAACAACGAUAUGUUGUAACUCUGGAUAUGACAGGAGAUUCUUCUUCUUACUACUCACUUAAUAUCUUUGUUUUAAUUUUGGAGUCGUAUGUAAAUUAAUUUGGGAUUCUCAUCGAAAUUUCAGCAAUUUGUGGUGUGUAUCACAUAGACUAUAGACUAACUACUUCUUAUCACAUGAAUCGUGAUGGCCAAUUUAACCAAACUUGUGUUUUGGGUCAAA
Molecule: messenger RNA, 2243 nt
Organism: Arabidopsis lyrata subsp. lyrata
Lineage: Eukaryota; Viridiplantae; Streptophyta; Magnoliopsida; Brassicales; Brassicaceae
Product: protein MID1-COMPLEMENTING ACTIVITY 1
Exons: 9
Coding region: 730-1995 (421 amino acids)
Biological process (GO): cell surface receptor signaling pathway
Source: RefSeq, a predicted model, not a curated record